This is a messenger RNA of Halichondria panicea, 1109 nucleotides long. RefSeq lists its product as uncharacterized. NCBI's taxonomy places the organism in Eukaryota, Metazoa, Porifera, Demospongiae, Suberitida, Halichondriidae. The record is from RefSeq and is a predicted model, not a curated record. The transcript has 7 exons. The coding region runs from base 158 to 949 and encodes 263 amino acids.
GCGUGCACCAGUUUUUAUAGGCAUCAGGGCAUGCGCAGUAUCAUUUAGCCCCUCCCUCUGUUUCUGCAGACGCUGUUGAUCCAACACAACAAACAACACAGAACUCUUGUGAGUGAGAGCAGAAGCCACUGUAGAGGCAGACACAGGAGGGAUAACUAUGUUCUCCUCUGCCCGUGUGUUGGUGGUGCUGGUGUUAGUGUGUGCAGGAACACAUGCACAGGAGGUGGACAUCUCAGUCUCAGUGAACAGUAAUGAACUGGAUAUCAACAUUGAAAAUUAUAAUAAUCCCUGUGAUGGACACGAGUGCCGUACUGGAGAGAAGUGUGAGCCAGUGUUCACUCCACAGCUCAUGCAACUACCAGUAGCACACUGUAUCUCAGUCAAGCAAGACAGUGAGAGUCCUUGUGUCGAGUACCAUGUCAAUGCUAACUUACUCAGCUGUAAGACAACCGAGCAGUGGGAGAAGGUUGGAGACAAUCAAUGCAAGCUGAGAGGAGAGCAAACACACAGCAUGCUAACAAACACUCAGGUGUUGUAUAAAUGCCAUAGCAUGUCAUUGGAACGAAAGUACUUGAGAGCAACUUUCACUUGCUGCUCUACACAUACGACAGUCCCACCAAGCCCCCCAAAAGAUUCUCAAAAACCUGGCCUGGAGAAGGUAGCAUCUCCUACCAUCCAGAGCACUGAGGCUGAGCAGAGCUCACAUUUGGGCAGGCAUUUAGUUCCUGUUCUGGUGGGGUCCCUGGUAUUGCUGACCAUAGUGGCACUUCUCCUGGUGGUCUGGCAAAGGAGGAGCAGUAGACGUAGGAGGUCCCAAAAGCCCAAGGUGGCGUUUGCUACUAGUUUUGUGAACCCAGCUGCUGAUGAGCAUGACACACAUGCUGACUGGGUGUUCAAUCCUCUCGACACUACCGACAAGUCUCUACUCAUUGUCAACCCCAGCAACUAGCCUGGGGCACACAGGUGCCUGGUAUUAACUAACACUGUAUAAUUAUUAUACUUUAUUUUACUUCGUAACUUAUAUUAAUUUUUAAUUAUGGCAUUUCUUUGUACAAUACUUUUUAACAUCACUAAUAAGAUAAAGUUCAGUAUAAUUAUAACACAAGAAA